Messenger RNA from Trichosurus vulpecula (common brushtail), 2171 nucleotides. It is a transcript of the gene FUCA2, whose product is annotated as alpha-L-fucosidase 2. Gene Ontology annotation, molecular function: alpha-L-fucosidase activity. Lineage: Eukaryota; Metazoa; Chordata; Mammalia; Diprotodontia; Phalangeridae. The transcript is spliced from 7 exons. Bases 45 to 1487 code for a protein of 480 amino acids. The record is from RefSeq and is a predicted model, not a curated record. Gene Ontology annotation, biological process: fucose metabolic process; glycoside catabolic process. Gene Ontology annotation, cellular component: lysosome.
GCUGAGCAGCCCAGGUCCGUCCUGCCUGGGUCCGUGGAGGGAUCAUGGGUGAGGGCAGGGGCUGUGCCCGCGUGCGGGCCCGGGCGCGCGCCGUUGCCGCUGUCCGCCCGGCUUUGCCGCUGCCGCCGCCGCUGCUGCUGCUGCUGCUGCUCCCGCCGGGAUGCUCCGCAGAACCCAAGCGCUACGAACCCACCUGGAAGUCUGUGGACGCCCGCGAGCUGCCCGCAUGGUUCGACGAAGCUAAGUUCGGGAUCUUCAUUCACUGGGGCGUAUACGCCGUGCCCGGCUUCGGGAGCGAGUGGUUCUGGUGGUAUUGGAGAGGGUUAAAAUUACCAGCGUAUGUACACUUUAUGAAGGCUAACUAUCCUCCUGGAUUUACAUAUGAAGAAUUUGCACUGGAUUUUAAAGCAACAUUUUUUAAUGCCAGCACCUGGGCAGAUAUUUUGGAGGCCUCAGGUGCCAAGUAUGUUGUCUUAACUACCAAACAUCAUGAAGGUUUCAACCUCUGGAAAUCUAAUCAUUCAUGGAACUGGAAUGCUGUUGAUAGGGGGCCAAGAAGGGACAUUGUAAAAGAAAUGGAAGUAGCCAUUAGAAAUAAGAACAAGAUGCACUUUGGCCUGUACUACUCCCUUUUUGAAUGGUUCAACCCCCUUUUCCUUAAGGAUAAAGCUAAUUCUUUCAAGACAAGAUAUUACCCACCCUCCAAGUGCCUGCCUGAUCUCUAUGAAUUAGUGAACAAGUACAAGCCUGAGAUUCUCUGGGCAGAUGGUGAUGGAGAUGCACCAGAUACCUACUGGAACAGCACCGGCUUCUUAGCCUGGCUAUAUAAUGACAGCCCAGUUCGGGAUACAGUGGUAACCAAUGAUCGCUGGGGCCUUCAUACCAUCUGCAAGCAUGGUGGCUUCUUCACCUGCGCUGACCGUUACAACCCUGGGCACCUCUUGCCUCACAAGUGGGAAAACUGUUUGACAAUAGACAAGGCAUCUUGGGGUUAUAGGAGGAAUGCUGAACUCUCUGACUACCUCACAAUUGAAGAAAUAGUGGAGCAACUAAUGGAAACAGUUUCAUGUGGAGGAAACUUUUUGAUGAAUAUUAGUCCCACAAAAGAUGGUGUUAUUCCUCCAAUAUUUGAAGAACGUUUGAGGCAAGUAGGAACCUGGAUGCAAGUCAAUGGGGAAUCCAUUUAUGGAACCAAACCUUGGCGAGCACAGAAUGACACAAUUACACCAAGAGUCUGGUAUACAUCGAAACCGAAAGAGAAUCUGGUCUAUGCUAUGUUCCUUCAGUGGCCAUCAUCAAGGCUAGUGAUACUUGGCCAGCCCACAGUGACUGUUGGGGCAACAGAAGUAAAAUUACUGGGUUAUGAACAUCCACUUAAAUGGACUUCUUUGCCAAAUCAUGGAAUAGUGGUGGAACUUCCAGAGCUAACCCUUGAUGAAUUGCCAUGUAAAUGGGGCUGGUCUCUAGAAAUGAAAAAUGUAAACUGAAUGAUGCAAACUCAUUCUCAAGUUUGAGGUUUGCCCACAUUCUGCUCUUUGUGGAAGAGAAACCUUCUACAAAUCAACCUAAGACUGAAUCCCUUCACAUUCAGUACAAAAAACAAAAUGGAGAUCUAGGAGAAUAGUCAAAGUAAACCAAAGAGUAGAAGUAAUUAUCUGGUUGAUAAGGGUUUGUUUUGACCCCAAAUUGCCCGAUUAAUUGCUUCAGUUUUCUAAUGCACUUGGUCAUCAGAGACUUGCUCAUGUUAGAUUUUUGUGUGUGUAUGUGGGAGAAUUUUAAGGGUGGUAUUUGUUUCCUCAAAUUAUCUGGCAGUUGAUCUCUUAGAAAUGAUGUGAUUGUAGUCGUGUACAAGUAAUUUGUUUUGCUUUUCACUGUUUUUUCUUAGCUUUAAUUCUUUGGACAAAGACCAUCUACGGCUGAUUUAAGGCCCAAUUUCGUACCUAAGCAGUACUUCUUCUGUUAGAAACCAGGAAGGUUAUUUUUUCUGAUCCUGUGAUUAGAGAAAGUUUUGACAUAGGUUCGUUAUUAACUGAAGAAGAAAAUUAAGAACUUACUACUUUUUGUUGCUGACUGGACUAAAGUGAAUAGCUACAGAUAAAGCCUCCAAUUUGAUUAUUAGAUGUUUUCAAUUUGUCCAUAUCAAUCAAAUAAAUGGGUUACUGGCAACUUUA